Molecule: messenger RNA, 903 nt
Organism: Aspergillus ochraceoroseus IBT 24754
Lineage: Eukaryota; Fungi; Ascomycota; Eurotiomycetes; Eurotiales; Aspergillaceae
Product: spherulation-specific family 4 protein
Exons: 3
Coding region: 1-903 (300 amino acids)
Source: RefSeq, a predicted model, not a curated record
AUGGGGCCAGAGAAACACGUGAGGGGCUGGCGCUGGCUCUCCCGCCGACCUUCUCACCUCAUUCUGGCCCUGCUUCUUGUCUUUGUUACUCUCCUUGCCAUCAUCCUACCCUCUGUAAUUGUGGUGACUUUGCACAAGAAAAAUAGCAUGGGUCCUAAAGCAAAGGUUUUUGUCCCUCUUUAUGUGUACCCCAUCCCUGGUGCGUGGGAUCAGCUGGAAAAUGUGAUCUCGACACACCCCAAUGUCAACUUCACCAUCGUCGUGAACCCUGGUAACGGCCCGGGUCCAAAUGCCCUGCCUGAUGGCAAUUACACUAGGGAAAUUCCUAAAUUGGCCGCUUAUGAAAACGUACGUUUGCUAGGGUAUAUCCACACGAGCUAUGCAGCGCGUAAUCUCUCCUUGGUGCGCAAAGAUAUCGAAACGUACGCGGCAUGGCCGGCCAACAGCUCCAACCCCAAAUUGGCCGUCCGGGGAAUAUUUGUCGACGAAACACCACAGCAAUAUAAUGCUAACCAUUUAGCGUAUUUGCAAGAGCUUGCCGCGAUAGUGAAGAAAACGCCUGGGUUGGGUCCAGACAAUUUUAUUGUUCAUAAUCCUGGAGCGAUUCCAGACUCUCGCUACAUGUCCAGCGCGGACUCUACUGUGGUUUUCGAGGCAACUUAUGACACUUUUCAGGCGCGCAACAGGGCUAAGCUGUUCAAGGAGAUCCCGAACAGCAAUCGUAGCCAGCUGUGCGCGGUGAUCCACUCUGUGCCAGACAGUGUGGAAGGGUCCAAACUCCGUGAACUAGUCAGACAAGUCCGACGGGUCGCAGAUGAAGUCUUCAUUACCCAUCUGAGCACCAACUACUAUGCGAGCUUUGGAGGAAAGUGGGACGAGUUUGUGAGAUUGAUGGCCGAAUGA